CAGACUGCGGUUUAAUACAAUGACGGCCUGGCAGAAGGCAAAAGGGCUUUAGGAUGAAAGCUGUGAAGCGUUUUUCUCUUCUGCUGAGCUGCUGGACUCUCAUUUACCUGGAUCCCGUCCUCGGUUCGCUCAGCCGGACCAGACCGACCGAGCACCACCGUCACCGGCUUGGAGAGGCAGCAGAGCGCGCGGCAGGCGGCGGGGAAGCAGAGCAAGCUCACCGGCGGACCGGCGGAGUGAAUACGCCAGCCGCGGGCAGGCAACCCGUGACCGCUUCUGGGACGUGGAAACCCGCACCGGUGAGUCCGGCGAGGAUUACGCGGAUCCGCGCCGGCCCGCCGUUAAUCAAGGGCGAGACGACUGUUGUUAAAAGCAAGCUUACAGCAGGGACCUCUGCGUCCUCAUCCUCGGCAGCGCGCAGCGGAGCCUUCCCGGGGAACCGCGCGCAGCUGCAGCAGCAACAACGGGACAGAGCAGUCGGCUUGGGGCGCAAAGAGGCUGCCCGCUCCUGGCUGCCCGGCGGGGACGUUCACGUUAAAGCGCACGCUCCUGCGGCUUUUAGCGCACAUGCAGCAGGGAAAGGAGUCGGGACUUCGGAUGUUGGAGGGGGAAGGGUUGGCUCAUCGGGGAAACAUUUUGGGAGAGUCGCUUCCAGAGCGAGUGCAGCUGCUCCAGUGCGCACCGGACCUCCGCAAAGAGCCAUCGGUGCGCCAAAGCAGCAGCAGAACGCGGGUCCGGUGGCGCUGCGGGGAGCCGGCAACAAGGCCCUGAAACUGAGCGACCGAGACGCGUAUCACAAGCAGCCGCUGGUUGUUCCUCACGACUACAUGCUGUCGCUGUACUGGUCUCUCUCCAGCGGGGACCUGAACAGAAGCGCUCUGCAUGAAGCGGGUCUGGCCAACACCAUCACCAGCUUCGUGGAUAAAGGGCAAGAUGAGCGCGGGCCCCAGCUGAGACGGCAGAGGUAUCACUUCAACGUCAGCUCUCUGGAACGAGACGGGCUCCUGGGGGCCGAACUACGCAUCCUGAGGAAGCGCCUGUCUGACCCCCGCAGAGCCUCAAUGGGAUCCACAGUCGCUGACGGAGGAGGAGGAGGAGGAGGGGGAGGAGGCUCGUCCCCAUGCCUGAAGCUGUACACCUGCGCUUCAGGUAAACAACAGGCUGCUCUGCUCCAGACGAAGACUGUGGAGGAUCUGCUCGGUGGAGGCGGAUUUGGCACUAAAUGGGAAGUGUUUGACAUAUGGAAAGUCUUCAAGGGCGUCAAAAACCAGCAGAACCAGCACUCCCAGCAGCUUUGCUUUGAGCUGGAAGCCCUGGAGCACAGAGGGGGUCGCCCCAUGGACCUGCGCACUCUGGGGUUCGCCCGACCUGGCAGGACCAACAAGGAGAAGGCCUUCUUCCUGGCGUUUGGCAAAAGCAAGAAGCGCGACCUUUUCUACAACGAGAUCAAAGCGCGGUCAGGCCACGACAACAAAACCGUCUACGAAUACCUCUUCACCCAGCGCCGGAUGCGCCGAGCUCCGGCCGCAAGGGGGGCUAAGAAACCGCCGCAGCAGCCGCCGCCCCAGUCCCUCCCCCAGCAUCAGGUGGUGAAGACACAGACGAGGCCGCGGUGCCACCGGAGACGACUCCACGUGAACUUCAAGGAGAUGGGCUGGGACGACUGGAUCAUCGCGCCACUGGAGUACGAGGCCUUUCACUGCGACGGCGUCUGCGACUUCCCCAUCCGCUCGCACCUCGAGCCGACCAACCACGCCAUCAUACAGACCCUGAUGAACUCCAUGGACCCGGAGUCGACGCCGCCCACCUGCUGCGUCCCGACGCGACUCAGCCCAAUCAGCAUCCUCUACAUCGACUCCGCCAACAACGUCGUGUACAAGCAGUACGAGGACAUGGUGGUGGAGUCGUGCGGUUGCAGGUAGCAAAGACAGGCGAGACAGAGCGAGACGGGAAGAAAGACAGCGGCCGCCCCUCACUUUCAGGAAAGACAGACCUGUUUGAUAAUAUUAUGAUCAAACGUAAAAAGGGAAGACAAACAGCGUGACUGAACUCACUGCUACGCAACAGACACGACUCUUCACACUGAAGUGGACUAUCAGACUGCAUUCCACAGACUGUGACAGACUAAACAGACAGAGAUAAACUGCACCCACUCACUGAAACUUGUGUGUAAUGUUGAUGUUGGUGGUGAUCAGAUGCAUCUGAAAGAAGCCAAAAACAACCAGAACAGUUGUUGAGACACUGUCUGAGUUUGGAUUAUUAACGACUGCUCUCACUUUAGACUCCAAUAGAUCUUUAUUGCUUUCGUUUUCUCUCUUCACGUUUGUAUCUUCGCCCUGAUUGGUGUAAAAAGUUUUAAAUGCUAUUGAAACGUUUCUGAAUUAUACUCAAAAGUGCCCUUUUUUCCAGCACUCACCUGCCAUUGUGCCUUUGCCCAUUCAGCCGUACGAUGAAGAGUAAUUUGUGCGCCUUAUCCAGGACUUUUGUAUGAAGCAUGUAAAGAAUUUCUCAUGUAUAAAUACAGGCCAGUGAUAAAGUGCUAAUCUGACCUGCUCCAAAUGUGGGAAAGUUGCAUAAACUACUCUUCAAUAAAAAAUGUGUAACUGACUGAGCUCCAAGCUCCUAUCAGUCUGAACCGCUGCCCCCCAGGCUCUGUAGACUAAACUAUCACAGGAAUUUGUAGGAUUUUCAGAAGCCAAAUCACCAUUUAACCCAAAAAUGACUGUUUGAUUUGGUUUAAAGUGUUUCUGUGGUCGGCUUCACAAUCUGCUGCGAG
Messenger RNA from Chelmon rostratus (copperband butterflyfish), 2776 nucleotides. RefSeq names its product growth differentiation factor 5 (gene gdf5). Lineage: Eukaryota; Metazoa; Chordata; Actinopteri; Chaetodontiformes; Chaetodontidae. Gene Ontology annotation, molecular function: growth factor activity; cytokine activity. The coding region runs from base 54 to 1922 and encodes 622 amino acids. Gene Ontology annotation, cellular component: extracellular region. The transcript is spliced from 2 exons. The record is from RefSeq and is a predicted model, not a curated record. Gene Ontology annotation, biological process: BMP signaling pathway; SMAD protein signal transduction.